Molecule: messenger RNA, 2724 nt
Organism: Monosiga brevicollis MX1
Lineage: Eukaryota; Choanoflagellata; Craspedida; Salpingoecidae
Exons: 8
Coding region: 1-2724 (907 amino acids)
Biological process (GO): protein phosphorylation
Molecular function (GO): protein binding; ATP binding; protein tyrosine kinase activity
Source: RefSeq, a predicted model, not a curated record
AUGAUGCCACGGCCCGCGCAUCAGCUGUCCGUCACCUGGCAGGGCCUCUUCUUGCUGCUCACGGUUGUGGUCCUGCCGUCGGCAACGCUUUGUCCCGAGUCGCCCCCGCGCUUUGACGGGCAAACCUGCCCGCCAGGCACCACAACCUGCACGGUGCGCUGCCACGAUCAGGCCAGCGUCUCCCUCACCUGCAUCAACAACACCUGGCACGGCUCCUGCCUCAAUUAUCAGCCCGCCUGUGAAGCCAACAUCGAGCUGCUUGGCUUUACUUAUGAUUAUUUUUGCGAGUUUGUCCAUCAAGUCCCACUCGGCCUCCCCCACGACCUCGGAUCCUUGGCCCUCGGGUUUUACGCCAACACGACCGACAGCCUCCGUUUGUAUGACCAUCUCCAGGGCCUUGCUCAUCUCCAGGCCUUGCUCAUCCGCGGUGUCGCACACACCUCUGAACUCGCGCUUCCCACACUCCCCGCGCUUCAGUUUCUGGACAUUGACGAUUGUCAACUCUACAAUGCCCCCUUGCCCCCAGCCCCGGCUCUGCGCUAUUGGAGCGUGCGGGGCACUCCAACACAAAUUCCCUUAAACCUUUCUCAUUUGGCUCUUUAUCCCAAUCUGCAAACCCUGCGCUACUGGGAUAACUUUCCCCCGGCACUCAUCUGGCAAGAGCCCAAGCCCCUUUUCCCCAGCCUCACCGAUCUGUUCUUUUACAUCCCCGACCUCGAAGCCCUCCGCUCCCUCAACGAAUCGUGGCCCUCUCUCCAAACGUAUCGCGCCGUCGUUAGACUUGCUCCCACGGUCAUUGACAAGUCCCUUCUUCCGCAGUCCGGUAGCCUCCGACGCCUCGACAUGGCUCUUCUUGGUCCCCUGGCUGGCGAUGCCGUCGACUUUGAUACGUGGUGGCGCAUCCUCAACACCUCAUAUCUCAGACAGCAUCCCGAUCCUGAAAAUAAGCCCCUCACCCUGGCUUCCAUCAACGUCAACUGUGCUGGCAAUGUUCACCCACGCUCUGGCUACGAUGUCACUUGCAGCUGCUACGCACCAGCCUACAUCAAUGCCUCCUUCUGCCCCCCUCCCGUCACCCCACCCAUGACCUGUCUCUCCUCCUCCGAUCCCAUCUCCCCCACCCAGCUUUGUGAUGGCACCCCCGAUUGUCCCUCCGCGGAAGACGAGGCUGGCUGCUCCUUCACCCUGGAGUUUGCCUUCUCCAGUGCUGGCGGACCCAGUGGGCCCAACUUUGACUGCGUCUCCGCCUUCAAUUUUACGAUUGCCAGCGGCGUCAUCACGGGUCGGACCCCAGGCUGCUACUGGUGGCGUGGCGUCAUCCGCAACUGGAAUGCCGUUGAAGUUCACGACGGCCUCGCUGUUGCAAGGUUCAUCCUGCUGCGAAACACAUCCUAUCCCUACGUGUAUAUGCACGGCCUGCUGCGAACCGUUGAAAACCUGGCCAACGACCUCUCUCUGACCAGUGUCUAUCGGCUUGCGGCCGGCAACAUGCUGGGUAUUGAUGGAAGCCCGGCCGCAAAUGAGACGGCCACGCCAACGGAUCUAGAUAGUGUCACGUUUGACGCCCUAUACGCAAGCCUGGUCAGCGAUCAAGCUGCCUCAACGGCCAUGUCUACCCAUACCCCAGUGUCCUCUACCACCAAUUUGCCGACCAGCACUGCUUCAUCAUCGGGCGCCUCGACCGUCUUGCUGGCCGCCAUGUCUACCUCAGUGCUCUUGCUGUUGCUGAUGGGCGUGUCUUGGCAGAUCUGGGCAGCUCGUCGUCGACGGCAGGGCCAGCAUCGCGAGAUGGAGGAGCAGUGGCUUCUCCUCAUGCAAGCUGCUCGUCGGGAUUUCCACGAAGCCUAUCCACAGCUCAACCCGACUCCGCUGGAGCUCAUCGAUGAGGAGGAUCUUGCCAUCCAGCGUGUCGUCGGCCGUGGCCACUUUAGCGUUGUGCAUCAAGUCAUGCUGGACAUGGGCUCGGGCCCCCAGCCGGCGGCCCUUAAGCAGUGUGCCGAGGGCAGCGUCACGAUCUUGUCCUGGCUCCGUGAGAUCAUGCUGCUGCAGAACUUCAAGGGCAAUCAACACAUCAUCAGCCUCUACGGUGUUUCCCUCUCCCCUGAUGAAUCGCGAGGACAGUCGCAUUUGGGGGCAGUGUUGGAGUGGGCACCUCAUGGCAACUUGCGCGAUCGUGUCCGAAGUCAACCAUUGAGCCCCACGAACAUCCAAAUUGCCCUUCUUCAGAUGGCCGAGGCUCUGACACAUUUGGCACAGUGUGGCGUGAUUCAUCGCGAUGUGGCAGCCCGCAACGUGCUGGUCACCUCACUCAUGCCGCUGGUCUGCAAACUGGCUGAUUUCGGACGUGAGUUGUCGCAAGCAAUGCUUGGUCAAACGUCAAGCUGUGUGUGUGUGUGUGUGUGUGUGUGUGUGCGCACGUGUGUGCGCGCGUUAUCACGGGUCUUGCCGAGCUCUGAUUAUUACAAGAGCGUCUCAGAUGAGGAUAUGCCGUUUCGGUGGAUGGCGCUCGAGUGCUUGGUAGAGCGGCGCUAUUCGGAGCAGUCUGAUGUAUGGUCAUAUGGCGUUUUGGCUUGGGAGCUGGCCACGCAAGGAGCCGUGCCAUGGGCGGGCUGUGAUGUCGCGACGAUCAUCGUUCGUCUAAAGGCGGGCGACACCCUUCCGCUGCCCCCGCAAGCGCCACGACUCGUCCAACAGUUCGUGUCACGCAUGCCCCUUCGACUCUGA